AUGCUUUCACUUUGUUGUUAUCCGGUGUUGAAGUCUCUGUUUUUCCUCCUCGUGGGUUUUUGUCAUUGCUCGAGUUCAAAAUACUGUGUUGGAGCAGAGGCAGAAGAUGAGAAAAUCGAGUUGCUUUUGUCCCAAGUUAAGGGCAAAGAUAUUACUGAGUUGAUUGCUUCCGGAAGGGAAAAAUUGGCCUCGGUGCCCUCUGGUGGUGGUGCAGUGGCUGUUGCCGCGCCAACUGGUGGUGCUGCAGCACCGGCUGCCGCUGCCGAGACAAAGAAAGAAGAGAAAGUAGAAGAGAAAGAGGAAUCUGAUGAUGAUCUGGGAUUCAGCCUCUUUGACUAA
Molecule: messenger RNA, 339 nt
Organism: Striga hermonthica
Lineage: Eukaryota; Viridiplantae; Streptophyta; Magnoliopsida; Lamiales; Orobanchaceae
Source: the annotation of a GenBank genome assembly